This is a messenger RNA of Puma concolor (puma), 1545 nucleotides long. The record is from RefSeq and is a predicted model, not a curated record. NCBI's taxonomy places the organism in Eukaryota, Metazoa, Chordata, Mammalia, Carnivora, Felidae.
AACAGUUACCCCUCCAUGGCGGAUCCUUACCUGUCCAGCUACUACCCACCGUCCAUCGGAUUUCCUUACUCCCUCAAUGAGGCGCCCUGGUCCACUGGAGGGGACCCUCCGAUCCCGUACCUCACCACCUACGGACAGCUCAGUAACGGAGACCACCACUUCAUGCACGAUGCUGUCUUCGGCCAGCCCGGGGGCCUGGGGAACAGCAUCUACCAGCACAGGUUCAAUUUCUUCCCCGAAAACCCUGCCUUCUCCGCCUGGGGGACGAGCGGGUCUCAGGGGCAGCAGGCUCAGAGCUCAGCCUACGGGAGCAGCUACACGUACCCGCCGAGCUCCCUGGGUGGCACGAUCGUGGACGGGCAGACGGGCUUCCACAGCGAUACCCUCAACAAGGCCCCCGGCAUGAACAGCCUGGAGCAGGGCAUGGUGGGCCUGAAGAUUGGGGACGUCACCACCUCUGCUGUCAAGACCGUGGGGUCGGUGGUUAGCAGUGUGGCGAUGGCCGGUGUCCUUUCCGGGAAUGGUGGGACAAGCGUGAAUAUGCCGGUUUCAAAGCCGACCUCGUGGGCUGCCAUUGCCAGCAAGCCGGCAAAGCCACAGCCGAAAAUGAAAGCAAAAAGCGGACCUGUCAUUGGGGCAGCCCUGCCCCCGCCACCUAUAAAGCAUAACAUGGACAUCGGCACGUGGGACAACAAAGGGCCUGUGCCCAAGCCUCCGGCCCCCCAGCAGGCACCGGCCCCCCAGCCUGCCCCGCAGCCCCAACCGGUCGUGCAGCCUCUUCCCGCUCAGCCCCCCCCUUUGGCCCAACCGCAGUAUCCGAGCCCUCAGCAGCCACCCCAGACCCGCUGGGUCGCCCCUCGCAACAGAAAUGCGGCGUUCGGGCAGAGCGGAGGGGCCGGCGGCGACGGGAACUCUCCUGGAAGCGCUCAGCCUAAUUCUGCCCCCAGUGUGGAGUCCCACCCCGUUCUGGAAAAACUGAAAGCGGCCCACAGCUAUAACCCUAAGGAGUUUGAUUGGAAUCUUAAGAGCGGCCGCGUGUUCAUCAUAAAGAGCUACUCGGAGGACGACAUCCACCGCUCCAUCAAGUACUCCAUCUGGUGCAGCACGGAGCACGGCAACAAGCGCCUGGACGGUGCCUUCCGCGCCGCCGGCAGCAAGGGGCCCGUGUACCUGCUCUUCAGCGUCAACGGGAGCGGGCACUUCUGCGGGGUGGCCGAGAUGAAGUCGCCCGUGGACUACGGCACCAGCGCGGGGGUCUGGUCUCAGGACAAGUGGAAAGGCAAGUUUGACGUGAAAUGGAUUUUCGUCAAGGACGUGCCCAACAACCAGCUGCGGCACAUCAGGCUGGAGAAUAACGACAACAAGCCGGUCACCAACUCCCGUGACACCCAGGAGGUGCCCUUAGAGAAAGCAAAGCAAGUGCUGAGAAUCAUCGCUUCCUACAAGCACACGACCUCCAUCUUUGACGACUUUUCUCACUACGAGAAGCGUCAGGAGGAGGAGGAGGAGGUGCGCAAGGAACGGCAGAAUCGAAACAAACAAUAA